UGUUUCAAUUUAAAAUGGAAAGCAGUAUUGGAUCCAUGCUAAGCAAGAGCCAGAGACUUGUCUUAGGAUGUUUGAUUUUGAUUUUGGUUGAUGUUAUCUGGGUGUCCUCCUCAGAGCUUACAAAGUUCAUUUACAACAAUGAAACAUUUGAAAAGCCAUUCUUUUGUACAUAUAUCAAAACCUCAAUGUUCACUUUGUACUUGCUGGGCUUCCUGUUUUGGCCCCAGUGGAAGGACAACUGCACAAGACCUUCAAACUACAUGUACCUUGAAACAGAACAGGAUGAGGAACAUUACUUGACAGAAUCAAGUUCUAGCCUCAGUAAUCCUGUAUAUGUUCCAGUGAAAACACAGGAGAGAGAAAGCCUGGAGAGAAAUUCUGGCACAGAAAGUGAUGAUUCUACAGUACGUUCAGUAAGGUUCAAUAAAAUGGCUGAAGUGAGGCAUAUGUCUGAAACUGAGGCAACUGAGGCCUUGCUUGCAAGGUUGUCAUACCAGGCCAGUCUGAGAGCUGGUGAACUGGCAAAGAGAGCAGCCAGUAAAUUGCCUAUUCUUAGGAUUGCAAAGAUUGCUUUAAUAUUUUGCUUGUUGUGGUUUGUUGCUAAUUACACUUACCAAGUAGCCCUGUCAGAGACAGAAGCUGGUAUGGUGAAUGUCUUAUCCUCCACUUCAAGCCUGUUUACUCUUAUACUUGCAUCCCUGUUUCCAUCUAAUCCAGUUGAUACAUUUACUUUCUCCAAGCUGGUAGCCGUUAUUCUCAGUAUCACAGGAAUGAUAUUAGUUAGUUUUUCUGAUAUCAGCAUUGAAUCAAAAAUUCCAUUUGGAGCAGUAUUAUCCUUAUUCAGUGCUUUCUUUUAUGCCACUUAUCUCGUAUUUUUGAGAAGGAAAGUUGACCAUGAGGACAAAAUAGACAUUCCAUUAUUCUUUGGUUUUGUAGGAUUAUUCAACUUAGUGUUACUGUGGCCGAUGUUUUUCUUCUUGCACUUCAGCAAAGUAGAAGUUUUUGAAUGGCCGACUAAAGAACAGUUGAUGUUAUUAUUGUUGAAUGGGUUAUUGGGAACAGUCAUUUCAGAAGCCCUCUGGUUAUGGGGUUGUUUCUUGACCUCUUCUCUCAUGGCAACCGUCGCUAUGAGCCUGACAAUACCUAUGACCAUGUUAGCCGAUGUCUUAUUAAAAGAAGUGCCCUAUCCCAUACUUUUCUAUACGGGUACCAUACCAAUGUUGAUUGCCUUCUUAGCACUAACCGUUUUGUCCCACUACGAUAAUUGGGAUCCCGUCUUCAAUGUUCUGCAUUGUUCCUGUUCCAAAGUAUGUCGCCGAACUAGAUUUAUACGUUCUAGAUUCAACGAGAUGCCUUCGGAACAAACUGAAGCCCUUAUAGGCAUCAAUAGUGAACAUGAAGCAUAAAGGAAUUGCCAUUUACAAGUUAGUAUGAAUCUUGCAGCGUUAACAGAAGAAUUGCCAUUUACAAGUUAGCAUGAGUCUUUUCACGUACUUCAUACUAUUUACAAAAUGAGGUGCUAAACAUGUACGUGAUGGUAUAUACUUUUUUAUUUAUUAAAAUGUGAUUAUUUUUCCAUUGUGGAGGUGGUCAAGUCUAGUCCCAUAUUCAACAUCAAUGUGUAUUACAAUAACAGCAUUCCUCAUUUGAGUAUUUUAUUUAACUGAAUAUUCGUUAUAAAAUGUUGACUUUGAUUUGUAUCUUUACGUUGAUGUAUGAGUUUGAAAUUCUGUACAUGUAGAUGAAGAAAGGGCUGUAUUUUUCCAUUAACUGUAAGUAUUUAUUUUUUAUCCCCUCAUUUAUGUUUGAGUGACGAAUAGUCUAUUUUAUUAUUUAUCCAAUAAAUACAUGUGUUAUAUAUAUAUUUUUGGUAAUUCAGUUCCUCUUCAAGAAAUAUUGUCGUUAAGUGUUCUAAACCAAAGUUUUAUUCUUGUGAUUGAAACAUUUGACCUAAAAGUCUAUAUUGAGAGAAUAAAAGAGUAUUCGAUUAA
This is a messenger RNA of Phaedon cochleariae (mustard beetle), 1991 nucleotides long. Lineage: Eukaryota; Metazoa; Arthropoda; Insecta; Coleoptera; Chrysomelidae. The record is from the annotation of a GenBank genome assembly.